AAUCUGAUUGAGCCUGUUCUUAUCCCAGAAAAACGGCGAAAAUUUGUAAACAUCGACACUACCGACGUCCCUGCAGUAGCUUCACCACCGCCACGGGAAUCGCGGGAGCAGGAGCGCCAGGCGAGGCCCAGACAACGGGGCCAGUUGAGGCCUGAAAGCGGCAUCCGUCAGGAAGGCUUCAACCCCUUUCAAUGCCUCAUUAUGGGCUUCGUCUUAGGAGCGGUGGUCUGUGCCGUCCUCUACCUGGCCUUGACCACCAAUAUGAGACUGUUUGUCACGACACCAUUGCAAAUAGGGCCCAUAACAGAUUUUCCGGAUCCGACAGGAACACGGCGCCGCCACAAGUUUACGACGGCACGAGAAACGGUGCCGACUGAGUCAACCUUGCCUACGACGCCAGAGAUAUUCCCGCAACCCCUGCACGAUCCCGACCUAGAUGUGUUCCGCUGGCUCAGUGGUUGCGGGAGCAAAGACUGCUGGGAUGUGAUCAACCGUCUGGAGGAAUUACUCAAGGGUCAGGUCGACCCGUGCCUGGACUUCAACGCGUUCGUCUGCAACGUUGCUCCUCGGCCGCGCCGCCUCGCACAGCCGACAACGCAGCCACACGAUUGGGAGACGCAUACGCCAGAGGAUCUGUGGUCGUCUGUGGCACCCCAUCGAUUCAGCGCCGCAUCGUCUUCCCUGCGGCAGUCACAGGUGGCGUCAGCAGGCCUACUCAGCGCCCAGCAGAUGCCGAUAGCAGAUCAGCUGAAGCAAUCCUGCUACGCGUUCGCUUCGUCAAUGCCCAAGGGCGCGUGGAGCGUGAGCCAGUUCCUGUAUCACUUCAAGCUCCACCCUGCCUACAUCGAGCCUCUUGAGAACGAAAACCCCGUAGAUCGGCUCUUCGAAAUUGGCUUCGAGUACGGCGUUCAGCCACUGGUGACAUUCAACCAGCAGUUCGUAUUCACCAGGGACGCGUCAGAACCUGUCAACAUUUCGAUGGACGUGCCUGCCCAGCUGCAAGAGUUUUUCAAGCUCUGGCCUCUCGCGACAAAGGACGCCUGGCACCCUUUCUACGAAACGUGCCUCGCCAACUCGGCAUCUGGCAUGGGCGUGAGGGCGCGCGCCAGAGUGCGCGACGAGGUCUACGAGGUCGACCGACAGCUUUCAGACUUCCUUCACGAUGAUGUGGAUCCUGUUACGAAGAAAAGGUAUGAGGAUUCCUUCUCGCAGUUUACCGCCACAGCCCUGGCGGAAUACACUACCGGCUUCAUGAAACCGGAAGCAUGGCUGGACCUGCUGCACGAUCACGCCCGUGUCCCGCUCGCCGUCUACAACACGGUGCGGGCGAAGAGCCGCGCCGUAGCACUCAUCGCUUUCUUAGGCCGCCCGAGCCAGCGUGUCCCCAUGCGGCGGCUGCUUGGAUGGCAGCUGCUCGUCUAUUUACUGCGAAUAAAAGACGAUGUCAUCGGAACCAUCGAAAGCGCACUUCAGUCCGUGACAAAGCCUCUUGGAUAUCGCAAGAUGACGUCAAAGGAAGCGUGCAACGAGCGUAUCGCACAAAGCUUCGCAGCGAGACGAGGCUCGUAUAGCAUCCAAGAACUCACGAUAAGAGUGCCGUCCCCGAUCCUGCAAAAGGUUGCUUCCAUGAUGGCCACGGUGAUGGAUGCGCUGGCUUCGGUACUGCGCAGUCCAUCCGAGCUCCGAGGCUAUAGUGACGUCGGCCUAGCCCUUACGUACAGCCGCUCUGCCACGGGGUCGAGGUUCAAGGAGUACACCCACGCAAACUACUCCUCGUUCCUGGACCACAUGGACUCGCAAUUUAUGAGGCUCUGGCUGACAGAGUCGAGAACGUACAACGUACAGCCUCCGCUGGUGAAGGCAGUCCUGGCUGCUGUGAGUGGCGUGGGCUGGGGAAAGAGCGCCAGCGAAUUCUUCGAGCCGCCUUACUUCUACGACAGGGGCCCGCCCGCUUACAACUACGCAACUCUGGGACAGAUUUUAGCGGAUAAAGCAAUCAAGAAGCUGGUCACUCCUACCAACGCCGAGUACCGAAUGUAUCGGGACAAAUGGAGAAAGUUUUGGAGAACGAGGAGCCUCAUGGAGUACCAGACUGUCUACUGCAUCCUAGCAAGCGAUCCUGAGUCCGCAGAUAAUCCAACGGUGGAGCAUCUGGACGUCACCAGCUUUCACGGCGACGCCCUGGCGCACGUGAUGGGGACGCAGCUUGCCUACCUCGCAUUGGAGCGCCUCCCGUUUGCAGAGAACCGGGCGCUACCCGCCGUGAAGUUCUCACCGAAGACACUGUUCUCGCUCUUCCACUGCCACUACAGCUGCGCCCGCGGAAGGCCGCUGUACUCGACUGACGACAGGUGCAUGGUGCUGAUGCGCAACUGGGGCACCUUCACCCGCCGACUACCAUGCGGGAUCAAUAUCACACGAAAACUAUUUCGGACGUGUCUGUACGUCUGACAAAGAAACUCGUUCAAUAAUACUACUGGCUACUUUUAACUCUUAUAUCUUCCGGUGUGCCCAUUGAUUGACCACGGCACUAGACAACACAAACGACAGGGCAGGCAACAUGACGGCCACAAGGUGUGUUAUGGCCGUCUAGGUGUUGCUUCUGCCGCUCGUUCCGUAACCUUCAAAUGGGGCUAGUCGAUACAGUUUCGUUUGCAGUGUCGUAACAGACCGAGCACGUGCCGGUGGGCGAGUUGGUUAUACAUGAUUACAAAGAAGGCGCCAAAUAAAACAACAGACGCCCUACGUAGUUGUCUCGUGUCUCCUUCCUUCGUCUGUUGUUAUAUUUGGUGCCUUCUUUGUAAUCAACUAACAAACCAACUAGCUCAACAAUACCAUUCGUUUUCAAUACGCUUUGGUUCCUUCUGCCACAUGCGCGGUUGUUCGGCGGCAAACGUAAUCGACAAAUAAUAUUGGAACAUGUUUCGUAGCAGGCUUGUUAUUAAGAAUAGAAAUGUGUUCGGUUUUAAUAGAAUAUCGUGGGCUAUAGAUCUUGUGCACAACGUUGUUUCGGUGCGGCGGUUUAAUGUGCUAUCGCAGCGAGGCUAACGUGUGUAUGCUCAGCUCGUGGCUCAGCCACCCAUGCGUUUUGUGGAAUACUGUGCGCGUUAUCUUUGACUUUAGGAGAGGAGCGGGCCGUCUGAAGGCCUCUUAGCUUGAAGGCCUGUUUACUAUGCUUUAUGUCUUCAUGCUGCUUGGACUAAAAAUUUUCGUUGCUAAGCCGAGCGUUACGAAAGCAGUAACGUUGAAAUUACCGCUACUGACUCGGGAGCUUUCCGAUUAGAUUCUAUGGCAGUCAGGCAAGCCAGCAUGACUUCAGGUAUCCAAGUUCACGGGUCUUGUGCUAUCUAAGAGGCGUUGGACGUCACCGCCGCUUUUUGUACGUUUUGUGAUAAGCCUGACGUAAAUGGGAUAAUGGGAAGCAUACGGAGAUUCCCUGGCCUGGCUACAUAGAGCACUUGACGCUGGCCAUCUGUUCGCCAUGCAGAAGACUUAACAGCCUCCUCGAUAACACGCCUGUAGCGUGACCGCUGCCUUUUUGCGUGCGUCUACGUAAACAAUCGCAGUGCUAUACCCUGCUAUACUAAUAUAAUCCCGAGGUACUAGGUCAAGUACGGCUUUUGCCGUAAAGAGUACAUGUUCAGCUGAGCACAACCACGACGUGCGGAAGAGGUUUCAAAAUAGAAAAUUGGCGAUGAAGGCGAUACCAGCCACAAUCGUAGCGCUGAUAGUCGAGGUAGUGCUGAAACGUUGAUAGGAGCCAUGGUGAAUGGGCUCAGAUUGCGGCCAAGGCAUGAACACUGAAAGCACAGCCUGUCGGCGUAGCGUGUGAAGUAGGAAACAAAUACAAAACUGUGGCAAGGAUGAGAACACAAAACAGAGGAAGCAAGCGUAUAAGCUUAUGCUCAAUUAUGCUAGUAGGGUUUGUUUGUUUACCUACAAAAUUCAGGGCCAAAUAUAGCGGGACAGUUUAAUUACGGCAGAUUGGUUAAAUGCCUAUACCGCGAAAGUUGCAACACUGUUCGCGAAAUAGCGGUUGGUCGCGCUAUGCUUUAACCAGACCUGGAUAAGGUUACUGCUAUGAAACGUUUAAAAAAAAGCGUUGUAGUACAUACCGCCGUGAGAACUGGUGCGAUGAUGAUGGUGUACUUUAUUGACUUCACACGCCCGCCAAGAGACAAAAGAUGACGAACGUUCCAUUUCGUCAGCAGCAGCGGACGGCUGCCCACAUUUCUGCUUGCGUUCGCGGUGACGGCACGCUAUGGUGACUAAUCGCUGGAGUAAGAGUUCGAUGAUUGUGUGCCGUCAAAAUAAGGACGGCCGAAAAUAACGCAGAAAAAUUCUUCGAAUGACGGAAGCGCGUCGGCUUCUCUCUGGAUGCUCGCGGAUGACACACCGGCUAUUGCCAGGUCAGCUUCCGCGCCAGUACUUUCCGGAAGUCUCGGCGAUUCUAGGUUAUAGGAGCAAUCCGACUCUGCAUCUACACACGACGUUCUAACGGGGGUCUCAGUACAGACGUCCUCAUCACAGAAAACACUUUCUUUGAGCCAACAGGACUUACGCUCACCUUCGGCGGCCGCAGCACCUUCCGGCACGUUCUCCGAGAGUAAGCACUGGUACUGGUUUGACGAGGAACACCAGCCUGUGCGACUUCGCCACGAACACUGGCUGUGUUCAGCUGAGUUCGCUGUGGGAAUCCGCGAUGAAGCAAUAAAACAUGUUCUCGGAGCGAUAAUGGCACCAUCGCAUGGAAUGCGUGCCCCUGGCUGCGUCCUCUUGAGUUUCUCGGCCUUCUUGAUGACGGCUCCUAGAAGGACGCUGCGUCGUAAACGGGCCUCUCGGCGAAGGCGCCUCAGCUUCGGGCGCGAAGUUGACAGGAAAUACUCGACGCUGGUGCCUGAAGCAGGCCGUAUGGCUGGUGACAUUACGCUUGAUUUAGGACGGUCCGAGCACGCGCUGGCCUUACAGAAUGGUCUGUGCCUGAGCGUAAAACCGUCCUCGCACGUCGCGACUUUUGUAUCAGGAAAAAGUUAAAGCAUCAAGAUGCUCUGCGCUUAUUUAUCGCGCAAUGCGCAUUGUACGCAAUCAAAGGUAAUGCGGCCGCAAAGCUGGACUGGGAAAUCUGUCUGCUAGAAGGAAUCGCUAUCGCGGAAACCACGUGGCAACACGUGUUAAUGCGAUGAAUGCUUUUAGUCUACUUCGGCCACUCUGGCAUGCUUCUGCUGCCUGGCAACCAGCCUCUGAAACGUCGGUGUCGUUUCUCACAAAGAAAAAGAAGUGAAAUGGCAUGUACAGUC
Messenger RNA from Dermacentor albipictus, 5297 nucleotides. RefSeq lists its product as uncharacterized. The record is from RefSeq and is a predicted model, not a curated record. NCBI's taxonomy places the organism in Eukaryota, Metazoa, Arthropoda, Arachnida, Ixodida, Ixodidae. Gene Ontology annotation, molecular function: metalloendopeptidase activity. Gene Ontology annotation, biological process: proteolysis.